AUGGUGGCUCCUAUUCAAGUGGCGCUUGCUGCAGACAUCGUGGACCCUGCUCGCCGCAUGGGCCUUGACAACCGCACAUGGGACAUGACCUUCCAGGGGCUGCUUGCGUUGGUACCAAAUGCACCCGGAGGGGGGAGUGUGUUUCUGAAAAGCGAUACACCUGACGCGGUACAUAUACACUGCUCUUCACUCAGUCCAGGUCAAUCUGUGCCCAACUACGACCACAGCUUCGCUGAAAUUUGUGUUUUCCGACCAAGCGCAGGCCAGGAUGCGGGCCCUCCACUCGUGCAUGUUGAGAGCAUCGAUCUCGACCUUCAACUUGGCGAUGUCGAAGCUGUCGACACCCUUCCUUGGGGCGGCUUGCAACCCGUCGUUGAUUCCCCGCACAUGCGUUGCCUCUCUUUCAGCCAUUAUGGGCUGGGGGGCGCAAACUUUGAGGUCUCGAAGAGAAUGUUGUGCUCUGUGUUGCGCCGCUCGCAGCUGACUUGGGCACUCGAAUCAGGCAAACUGCAAUUCAAGAAUUACUGCCCCGGGUUGACUGAAAACCCCGUUACAAGAGCAGACAUCUUGUCGGUAACUACAGAGCACACCAUCGACGGCACCACGAUCGCUCUCGACAUCGCCGAACAAGCCGAGUGGUUGCUGCGUCCGGUCCACUCUCGCUUUAAAGCGGACGCAGAUACAACAAAGGAGCAUUACUUACGAAAGCUCGUAACGAACCGUACGAGUGGAGUAUCCACGGACGCAGUCUCAGGGACCGCGUUGUCCACCGCAGAUAGCGUUCAAGACACGGCGGUCGAGCAGAUAUGGGAAGCAGCGGAGGGAGAUGGUCCGGGAGACGAACAGGGCGAGGAAACGGGCGGCGUCAGCGACGAAGAGAGCAUACAUGGGAGAAGGCAUAGGACAGGCAUGGGCAUCUAG
Messenger RNA from Phanerochaete carnosa HHB-10118-sp, 921 nucleotides. RefSeq lists its product as uncharacterized. The coding region runs from base 1 to 921 and encodes 306 amino acids. The transcript is spliced from 2 exons. Lineage: Eukaryota; Fungi; Basidiomycota; Agaricomycetes; Polyporales; Phanerochaetaceae. The record is from RefSeq and is a predicted model, not a curated record.